Molecule: messenger RNA, 636 nt
Organism: Protopolystoma xenopodis
Lineage: Eukaryota; Metazoa; Platyhelminthes; Monogenea; Polystomatidea; Polystomatidae
Source: the annotation of a GenBank genome assembly
UGCUCUUUGGACGGCUCUUCUGAUGGAUUUUUUAUCAGUGGAUCUUGGGAUAAAACGGCACGGAUUUGGAAGAAUAGGAAUUGUGUUGCUGUACUUAAGGGUCAUACUGAUGCUGUGUGGUCCGUUUUGCUACUCUCUAAUUCUUCUAAUAAGCUCAAAAUCGCAACUGCUUCCGCCGACCGAUCCAUUCGGAUAUGGACCAUUGACUUGGCUACUUUUUUGAACGAACCCCUUAAUGUUUCCUCCGCCGAUAUGGUUUUAACAGGACACUCAGAUUGCGUCCGGUCUUUAGCCAAGGUGGAUGAUAAUCAUUUAUUAUCAGCAAGUAAUGAUGGUGGUGUUCGUUGUUGGGAUAUCAUUGCUGGAGAUUGUGUUGGCGAAUUUUAUGGUCAUUCAAAUUUUGUCUAUGACGUUGCUUGUCGGCCGGAGCAUGGGAUAAUUCUUUCCUCUGGGGAAGAUAGGAGUGUUCGUGUCUGGCCCCUUCCUCAGGAAUGGAGAACAGGGUUGUUGAUUGAAUGUUCACAGACGAUUGCUCUCCCCUGUCAAUCUGUCUGGUGCUUAUCUAUCCUACCAAACGGUGAUGCAGUUGCUGGCUGUAGGUUACUUUAUAUAUUAUUUUACCUUUACGAUAAUUAA